GAAAAAAAUACAUGUAGUAAUGUAAAUUUAAUUAAGUUUAAAAUUUCAGUAUAAUAGUCAGAGAGAGAUUGCUGUAUCAGUAGUUUUUAAGUGUUUUGAAUUUGACAGUUAUUGUUGAUAACUGAGAGAAGCAACAAUAAAACUAGACUGAGUCAAGUGGAGUCAAUAAAUCAUUUUUACAGUGUGGAAAAGUUGCAGUAACUGAAGAUUGCAAAUCCACGCAAAAUUUCCAAAUAAUGAGUGAAUUUGCAUUAAUAGUUGCGAUCGCAACUUCUUGGAGGGACUGGUUGUUGUUCAGGCAUCUUAAGUUUCAUGAUGGAUAAAARUCUUUUAUUUUUUUCUACGUUUGCAGCUGUUCUCUCUUCGACGAAGCCGUUUUUUGAGAAAACRGAUYAUGUGGACGAGCCAAACCAGGAUUUGAGUCUCUUUCAGAAUCRUCAUCGAGAUGAAACUUCCACAGAGCCAACACUGAUCACUGAACUCGUCGUGAAGGAGGAGCAACACAUCGACCACGAAUCAGGAGCUGAGCGCUGCAGAGCAACAAGUGGGGAAGUCCAGGCGUCGCGCUGUGCAACCAGGGAAUCGGACGCUGCGUCGUCCWAUAACGUGUGCAGCUCUUACACUGGCGGGAUCCUGCUUCCUGCCAUCAAAACAGAAACGGAGCAACAGCAACUGGCUGGAUGUGCCGACUUGAGCUACAGCUCUUCAAAAGAUCCCGGUCCACAAGYCUGCGCAGAACAAAACGGACUCGUCUUCGUCGAUUCAAAUCUCUCCCUCGAUGGGAGGCAGGGCGUCGUCAACGGCAACAGGGCCGCCACGGUCAACGGAAGACGAAUCAGUUUGGAUCGUGUCAGCAGAAGCGGCCCCCACCUCUGUAUCUUGUGCGGGAAAACGUUCAGCAGGGUGGCCAACCUGCGGAUCCACCUUCGGUGUCACACAGGGGAGAAACCGUACGGCUGCGUACAGUGUGGGAGGCGCUUCAGCCAGGCGGGAGACCUGACAAAACACAAGAGGGUCCACACGGGGGAGAAACCGUACUACUGCAGCCAGUGUGGGAAGAGCUUCAGCCGAGGAGAGAACUUGAAGAGACACCAACGGCUUCACAUUGUACAAACUAUGCAGCUGCAGCAAGCGUGGACAGAGCUGCAGUAGGGGGACUCGGCACACUUCCUGCAUCUGAUCUUAUAGGUUUUAACAUAUUUGAUCAAGAUUUGUUUGGUUACGUUCACACAGCAGGCAAAUGCUACCCAAAUUUGAUUUCUGUAUCAUAUAUCCAUAUCCAACCUACAUCCAGCUUUUUCGCUGCAGACAGACAGAAYGGCCCAAUUCGGAUCUUUUCACCCAAAAAAUAUUUUAUUUGUGCCAUUUCAAUAUGUGGAACUAAUUUAGAUAUCCUAUUGUUACAAAUUAUGGCAGCAACAAAUGUAACCGGUAACAUGACAUAUAUUCAUAAUUCAGCCAUAGUGCUAGCAUUCAUCAUCGAUUGGCCAAUCAGAGGAGACGUCUGUGUGUGUUGGAGUGACGAGAGGUGUAUACAAGGGAGAGGCUACAUCUGCUGCGUUUUGGAGAAAUGGUGCUUGGCGAUUUUACAGAAGAGCUAUGGAUUCAACACAUUAGAAUGACGCAACUUUUUUAUGAACUGUCUGAAAAAAAAGACAUUCAGUGCUACAAAAGUCUCAUUACAGUCGAGUUUAAUCAGUAGUUUGAAGAAUAACACAAAAAAAUUAAAAUCGGAUUUCAGGAAAACUCAGAGUUAUCAUCAAGACCUGCUGUGUGAAUGUAGCUUUAGCGUUUUUUGAAACAAAAUGUCCCACCAUCUUGCUACUCAGUCUAUCAAAUGCCUUCCUUUUUCACAUAUACACGGCUAUGGUGAUGCUUUGUGUACAAAUUUCUGCAUGUGUGAGAUGAUUAAUCGGUUUAAUCUUGAUUAAACAAUUAUGGAAAUAAUCGUC
Molecule: messenger RNA, 1952 nt
Organism: Poecilia reticulata (guppy)
Lineage: Eukaryota; Metazoa; Chordata; Actinopteri; Cyprinodontiformes; Poeciliidae
Source: RefSeq, a predicted model, not a curated record